UGAUGAUGGGCAGGCAUCAUAUGUUCUGGCGGGAUUGGUUGCGGCGGAUUCAUUGCGAUUGGAUGGAAACGGGGGAGGCUCAUGGUGUUGACAUGAUGCCCGGGGGCACCUCCGUUCAUGCCAUUUUCGUGCACAGAUGCUACAGGAGGUGCUGCAACUGUCAUGGUAGAGGGGACUGAAGAAGAAAAAUCCAGUCAGAGAAUUAGUUGAUCGAAUCUACCGCUUUUGAGUUCUGGCAUGCACAUGGAAACUUUGUUGAAGAGUGCAGAUGAUAUGACUCCGAGGGGGGGGGAGAGCGGAAGAAAAAGCAGCAGGAAAUGAGAUCUGAGGAAUAGCUGAAUAAGAUGAAAGAGGGGAAAGAGAGAGGAACGAAGGAGUACAAGUGUAAGGCAGGGUGAAAAAGGGAGAUGCGAGAAGGAGUCGAAGGAGAGAGGACCAAAAGGGAAGAAGUUUAUGACUGGAUGAUAAGAAGAGGAUACAAUGGGCUAGUUGGCAGAGGGAGGGAAAGGCCAAGGCUUCGCGGAGAUGGAACAGAAUGCGUGGCAGAUGUAGAGUUUGGGGUAUUGACGAGAGCAAGUAGCAACAGAGAAGAGAGGGACUUACACUUGCAGCAAAUAAUCAGAAGAAUAGAAUGUCAAACGCAGCCAAGGACUACUUCCACCAAGCAGAGAAGAAAAAGAGGCCGCUAGUGCGAUGCACCUUGCCCGUUUUUUUGUGUUUUCUCUCACCAGGAAAUUUCCCGCGGGUUUUCCCUCGAAUGUCGAUGGCGAUGGUUGUCAACCCACUAGAGUUGAGGGACAAAUGCAAAGUGGUUAACGGCUAAGCAAGGGAUCCAAUGGAUUGAAGGAGGAAGGCAGGCAAGACUGGUGUCAGAGUGGUGCCUGUUGAGAAGCGCGCGCAAAAGAGAUAGUCUAGCGGGCAGCGAUCCUAAUGGAAGGUUUGCAUGAAAGUUUAAUCCAAGGGGGAAAGUAAAAGAAAAAGAAAAGGAAGAGGGAAAAUAGAGUAAAAAGGAAAAGAAAAAGAAAAAGGAACAAAAAUAAUAAAUUUAAG
Molecule: messenger RNA, 1050 nt
Organism: Aspergillus welwitschiae
Lineage: Eukaryota; Fungi; Ascomycota; Eurotiomycetes; Eurotiales; Aspergillaceae
Exons: 1
Coding region: 408-689 (93 amino acids)
Source: RefSeq, a predicted model, not a curated record